Molecule: messenger RNA, 2210 nt
Organism: Phodopus roborovskii (desert hamster)
Lineage: Eukaryota; Metazoa; Chordata; Mammalia; Rodentia; Cricetidae
Product: zinc finger protein 14-like
Exons: 4
Coding region: 57-1733 (558 amino acids)
Biological process (GO): regulation of transcription by RNA polymerase II
Molecular function (GO): DNA-binding transcription factor activity; RNA polymerase II cis-regulatory region sequence-specific DNA binding
Source: RefSeq, a predicted model, not a curated record
GUUCAGCUAACUCCGUUGCUCUUUGGGAGGAUACCAAGACACGUCAGAAGCACGGAAUGGAGCCAGUGACCUUUGAGGAUGUGGCUGUGGACUUUACUGUAGGAGAAUGGGCAUUGUUGGAUUCUACUCAGAAGAAGCUCUACAGUACUGUGAUGGAGGAAACAUUUUUGAACCUGAUCUCUAUAGAGAAAGCACUAGAAGAAAAUAGUGAAGAGGACUACAAAGAACUCAGCAGAAAUAUGGGAGCUCAGGUGAUUGAGAAAGACUGUGGAUAUGCAUGCACUAGUAGUUGUGAUACAAACCAGGAACCUAUUACAGGGAAUAGCAUUAAUAAAGACAUGCCUCCAGCAAUAAGAGUUUGUGAAAGCCCUUUUCAUGUAAGAAGCAUCAUUAGUCAUUCAGCCUUAUAUGCGUAUCUCAGAGAAAAAACUAGAGGGAUACCAUCUGUAUGUAAGGAAGCUAAGGCAAAAGCUUUUACAUAUCAGGCACAUUGGGAAGAUAUCCACCAUUCUGAAUCACUUCUAGUAUUGGAAACUUCUCCCAAGGAGAAACCCUGCAACAGACAACAGUGUAAUGAAACUUGUAGGAGUCUCCCCUUUGAGCAGCCUCAGGAGAGAACUCACGAUAGAGAUAAACUCAAUAAGAAUGUAUUAAUGAGAUACACAUGUCGCCAGAAUGAUGGACUUCAUAAAGAAGUUAAAAAAUUUGUGUGUAAGCUCUAUGAAAAGUCCAUCAUUGAUUCCACUAGCUUUAUAAACCAUGAAAAAAGUCAUAUUGGAGAGAAAAGAUAUAUUUGUAGUCAAUGUGGCAAAACAUUUAAUUAUGCAAAAUGUUUAGAAAACCAUGAAGUAACUCACAAAAGAGAGAAGCCUUAUGUUUGUAAACAUUUUGGAAAAGCCUGCACACGGUACAGUUAUCAUAACAGUAAUGAAAGCAGUCACAAGGGACAGAAUCCUUAUGCAUGUAAAUAUUGUGGAAAAGGCUUCACCAGCUCCACUUACCGAAACAUCCAUGAAAGAAUUCACACUGGAGAAAAGCCUUAUGCAUGUAAGUAUUGUGGGAAAACCUUCACCAGUUCGGCUUAUUGUAAUAUUCAUGAAAGAAUUCACAGUGGAGAAAAGCCUUAUGCCUGUAAGCAUUGUGGAAAAGCCUUCAGCGACUUAAGUCGUCGUAACAGACAUGAACGGAGUCACACUGGAGAGAAUCCUUAUGCAUGUAGGUAUUGUGGAAAAGCCUUCAGUGACUCCAGUCGUCGUAACAGACAUGAAAGGAUUCAUACUGGAGAGAAACCUUAUACUUGUAAGCAUUGUGGAAAAACCUUCACCAAUUUCAGUUCAUGUAAAGCUCAUGAAAGAGUUCACACUGGAGAGAAGCCUUAUGUGUGUAAGAUUUGUGGGAAAGCAUUUACUCGCUCCAAUCAACUGAGUAUUCAUGAAAGAGUUCACAGUGGACAGAAGCCUUAUGCAUGUAAACAUUGUGGAAAAACCUUCAAAACUUCUACUUGUCGAAAUUUACAUGAAAAAAUUCACACUGGAGAGAAAUCCUUUGUCUGCAAAACAUGUGGGAAACUGUUCAUUCAGUCUAGUGAUCUUAACAAGCAUGAAAGAGUUCACUCCAAAGACAAGCCUUAUGCAUGUAAGCAUUGUGGAAAAUCCUUCAGUGACUCCAGUAGUCGGUACAGACAUGAAAGACGUCACACUGGAGAGAAGCCUUAUGCAUAUAAGCAUUGUUGACAGGCCAAUUUCAGUUUGUGUAAGGCUUACAAAAUAGUCCACAGUGGAGUGAAGUGUUAUGUAUUAAGUGUUGUGGAAAAGCAUUCACCUGCUCCAGUCAUCUGAACAUUUAUGAAAAGACACUGCAGAGAAGCCUAAUUCAUGUAAACAUUGCAGGAAAAACCUUAAACUUCUUCUAACUGUAACUUGCAUGAAAGAAAAUUACACUGGAGAGAAACCCUUUGUGUGUAAAACAUUUGAAAGAUUUAACUCUAGUGACUUUAAAAGGCAUGAAAGAGUUCACUCAAAAAACAGGGCUUAUGCAUAUAAGGAUUGUGGAAAAGCCUUCAGGUGCUCUGGUAAUGUUAACAGACAUGAAAUGCCUCACACCAGUUGGUAGCAUAAUUGUGGUAAGGAUUGUAGAUAACCUUCAGUACUCCACUUGGCACAAGAGUAAUAAAAAACAUUCACAUUGGAGAAAAAUCCUCUGUGUGUAAA